Messenger RNA from Ectocarpus siliculosus, 2646 nucleotides. The record is from the annotation of a GenBank genome assembly. NCBI's taxonomy places the organism in Eukaryota, Phaeophyceae, Ectocarpales, Ectocarpaceae.
AUGGUUGCGCUGCGCUGGGAGCGCCGACAUCCCAGGAUCCCUGCGAAGCUCAGGAUAGCAGCAGAGGAUGCGGUCACAAAGCCGCCCGAGAUCAAGUCCACCGUGGUGAGGAGCGCCUUCGCGGCCAUCAGCUCAAGAUUCCCGGACCUCCAGGUCUUCGUCGGAGCGCACGGUCUCGGCAUCUCGCAGGCAACCCUGCGUGAGAUGGUGGGGAGGGCCAGAUCAAAGCGAAGCAACUGGCGAGCGCGAGGAAAAGAUUUACCGCUAAGGGUGAUGAGAGACACGCUGUGGGUCGAGGACGUCAUGUGGGCUCUGCGAGUGAGGAAGACCAGGCGAGAGUUCGACAAGUGGGAGAUUAACGAGUAUCGUGACGAGUGGGUGUCCAUUCUGGAGGCGGCAACACCGAACAACCAUACCGUCUUCGCCCCCCCGCCCGACCACCGUAUCGCACCGCCGCUGAGUUUUACCGAACUACUUCAACAAGAUUCCUCCUCCCUGCCUUCAGUGCUUUCGGCCAACCCUGGAGGCAGCAGCGCCUCUGUGUCGAACGGUGGCGGUGGCGGCACCGGGUCCCACUUGACGUCGCAAUCGCGCGGGGGCAGGAACGAUCGGAGCGGCAGCACCGGCACCGGCAACAGCAGCGAACGGCGAAUCGGUGGGGCAGGGGGGGGACGCGAAGGAAUGGAAGGAAGACGAGGACGAGGUGGCGCCGCCGCCGCCGCCGGGGGGGGGUCAAUGGGAUCUGUGACCAGACCGGUCUCUACGGGGAAAAUGUGGACACCCCUAGAGUCCCGACUACCCACGUCGCUGCUGCUCACAUCGAGACCGGGAUCGGCGGCGGCAGCGGUAGGGGGAACCGGGGCGGGGGCGGGUGGUGACCUAGCUACAACGACGGGGGGGACACCCACGGUGGUAACGGGCGGAAACGAGUGGGGGGGCGAAGGGGGAGCCGAGGACCCUACCGUGUGGAACUUCUCGAGCUGGACCAACGGAGGGGGGAGCGGCGGGGCGAACGGCCACGGCUCCUGCGAGGAGGGUCACGUCGUGACUGCUCAAGAGCGAGCACUUUUUGGGAGAAAACCGUCGCCGGCUACGGUCGCCCGCUCCACCUCCUACGCGCCCAGGAGACGCCCCCCCUGCAGCACCGACGGACGACGCCACAGGCCGGAGGUCGGGAGCGGUGACGACACGGCCGAGCUCUACGAGAUGGAGAGGGACAUAAACACCUCGUCGUUCGCCCUCGCGGACGCGACAGACCUCUCCAUCACGGCGGCCUCUCACAAGCGCGGGCGCGGGGACGGGCGGAGCGCGGUAAGGGCAUGGGGCUCGGUUGCUACUUCAGCCCUGACGUUCGACGACGCCGCCGGUCUUUCCCACGCGAACGCUGAAGCCUCCGCCGAUUCUGCGACCGAAACUUCGGACCGGAUCGACGCAAGCGCGUCGGGCGGAGGACGGUUGCGGAGAGCCUCUGGGACGGUGACGGCGGGAGCGACAGCUGCAGCCGGCGUCAAGAGGAUUGGGGUUCCAACGUUUGAGCUUUCGUGUCCUGAGGACAACGAUGAUCAGGACGACACGGGAGGGGGUAGACAGGGAGAACGAGAGGGAGAAGGACAUGGAAGAAACGGGGGCGGGGAGGGGGGGGCGGGGAGCGCUGCGGAGUGGUGGUGCGAGGCUCUAGGCCCGACGUCGCGGCGACCAGUAACACGGCGUUCCUUGGACCACAGCGGCGGGGUCGCCGGCCGCGGAGCGCCACAAGGCACCGGCGGCACCUGGGGGCCGUGGGAAGAGGACCCAGGAGGGGGGUGCGGGCAACACGAGCGCAGCGGUUGUGGAUGGACUUCCGACGGGACGGUGCAGGGCGGUGAGGGAUACAGAGGCGGACGGAGAAGGGCGAGUGCGGCCGCCCCGAACUGCGGGUUUUCGACGGAGUCGAAGCAGCGGAAUCUGGAGGAUUUUCUGAAGCGUAGAUCGUCCAUGGACAAGUCGGAAGGCCUGGCCUCUGAGCGGGUGCGAGUGUGGGAGGCGGGCCUGGCGCGCGCCCAGAGCGGCACGCGUUUCCGGCACCAAAUCGGCAGGGGCACGAUCAGAGAAAACUACGACCAAAGCCUCAGGGACAAGGCUUGCGAGACGCUUGCCCUCGACCUCAGAGGGUACGGAACCCAUCUCCUCGCGCCGGAGACGGCAACGACGAUACCCACCGCCGGCGGCGGCGCUUCGGAACGAUGCGCAAGCGCCAGCGGCGCCGGUGUCGCGGCAACGGGGACACCGACAAGGGCGAUGAAGAGGGCGUGGUCGUCGACCAGAAUAGGAGGAGGCAACGCGGGCGGUGGUGGUGGUAGGAGUAGCGGCGGGGUUAGGUUGUUGUUGCCGUCGCCGACGGGUGCGGGGGCGGAUUGUUCAAAGCCCCCUCCGUUUGGCCCCGUUCGCGGCACCACCGUCCAAGAGGCGCGCAUCACCGCGGUCACGCAUCAGGCGGGUAUGUGGGGCAAAUGCUCGCAAGGACACUUCGGUCGCUUUGAGGAGAAGCCCUACGUUCACUCCUUCAGUCAACACCUCGGAGGUUUCCUCUACGACACGAAGAGAAGUCCGCGGGAGGAGAGGUGGGGGGUGGUUUCGCGCCACGAGGCUGCACUCUUGGCAGAAUGA